Cylicocyclus nassatus is the source of this 1455-nucleotide messenger RNA. The record is from the annotation of a GenBank genome assembly. NCBI's taxonomy places the organism in Eukaryota, Metazoa, Nematoda, Chromadorea, Rhabditida, Strongylidae.
GAUGAAAUAGUAGGGCUAAUUGAUCCUGUUUGUCUGGAACGGUCUUCGUACCCGCAUAAUUCAAGCAAUGUCUCUGCUAGUGAAGUCAUUCAAGGCACCUGCUCCGGUCUUGACGGCAGCGAUCAUAUCAUCGCAACGUCGAAUGGCCAGUGAUGGAGACGUAACAUUCCAUACCAAGGGUUACAAACUGCACAAACUCGACCAAGGUCCGAACGAGACCGUAACAUUGAAUCGCAAUGACGCUUUAGAUUUUUACAGAAAAAUGCAGACCAUUCGUCGUAUGGAGGCUGCUGCAAGUAAUUUAUACAAGGAAAAGAAGAUUCGUGGUUUUUGUCAUCUUUAUUCUGGCCAGGAAGCUUGUGCAGUUGGAGCCCGUGCUGCACUUACUGAAGGGGAUGCGGUCAUAACUGCCUAUCGUUGUCACGGUUGGACGUACCUACAGGGCGCCACUGUGGCAGAAGUCCUGUCCGAACUUACCGGCAAGAUCAAUGGUAAUGUCCACGGUAAAGGUGGUUCCAUGCAUAUGUAUCAAAAGGAUUUCUUUGGUGGAAACGGCAUCGUAGGAGCUCAGCAACCUAUUGGAACAGGAAUUGCAUUCGCUAUCAAGUACAGAAAGCAAAAGAACGUCUGUCUAACGUUAUAUGGUGAUGGAGCUGCUAAUCAAGGCCAGUUCUACGAGUCGACCAACAUGGCAAUGUUGUGGAGUCUUCCUGUCAUAUAUGUGUGCGAAAACAAUGGAUUUGGGAUGGGAACACAGGCUGAGCGGGCUUCUGCGUCAACAGAUUACUACAUGAGAGGCGAUUAUGUUCCUGGAAUCUGGGUUGACGGCAUGGAUGUACUUGCUGUUCGUGAGGCUAUCCGCUGGGGCAAGGAGUACUGUAAUGCCGGAAAGGGACCACUAGUGCUGGAGCUGGCUACAUACAGAUACUCAGGCCAUUCAAUGUCUGAUCCUGGCACCAGUUAUCGCACUCGUGAAGAAAUUCAACAAGUGCGCAAAACUCGCGAUCCUAUCACUGGCUUCAAGGAUCGGCUUAUCACUUCCGGUCUCGCGUCUGAGGAUGAUCUGAAAGCAGUCGACAAAGAAGUUCGCAAGGAAGUGGACGAGGCCGUCAAAACGGCUAACACUUCAUCGCUGAUGCCUGAGGAGGGGAUCUAUACUGACAUAUAUCACAACACUGAGCCUCAACUUGUGCGAGGAGCUACCGUCGACGUCUCUCACGUCCAGAAGUAUAUCCAUUCUGCUGAACUUUUGAAAUCGAUUGGUAACUGAGGUGUGACCAAGGCGGUCAACCUGGUAUUUUUUACCCUUAGCGGGUACGCCGUAUAACAUAACAUCAUUAUAAUAUAGUUUCAAUGUCAAAUAUUUUCCUAUGGUGUUAAAUGUGCGACGAUGUUCGUAGAGUAGCUAUAUGGAGUUAGUCAAUAAAUCAUUUAUCGAUCUGACACCGACUGUAC